AUGGUCGGGUAUCUGGGUGCUAAAGGUGUCAUAAGAUUGAGUCGGUCUGGUAUGUCGGGUCGGUUAAGUCUAUGGUUUGACGUUGUGACAAUGAGUGAGAUCAUUUUUGGGUCGUACUUCACUGGAGCUGCAGCCAUGGAGGAGCUUGUGCAGCAGACUCGCGAGGUUUUAGCGGGCAGACCGCCGACUUGUAACAUCUUCGGGCAGCAGUAUGCAUUUAACCUGUUCUCCCAUAAUGCUCCGAUUACUGAGAAUGGUUAUAAUGAAGAGGAGAUGAAACUUGUUAAAGAAACAAGGAAGAUCUGGAAUGAUACAGAAGUCAAAGUAACGGUGACGUGUAUACGUGUUCCGGUUAUGCGUGCUCAUGCAGAGAGUGUGAAUCUACAGUUUGAGAAUCCCCUGGACGAGAACACAGCAAGAGAGUUGUUGAAGAAAGCACCAGGAGUUUAUAUUAUAGACGACCGCACUUCUAACACAUUCCCUACUCCCCUUGAUGUCUCUAACAAAGACGAUGUCGCGGUUGGUAGGAUCAGGCGAGACGUGUCUCAAGAUGGCAAUUACGGACUGGACAUAUUCGUCUGUGGAGAUCAAAUACGCAAAGGAGCUGCUCUCAAUGCUGUUCAGAUCGCUGAGAUGCUCCUUUGAUUUCGAUUCCCUCACUUGGCAUGACAUCUCUGUAUCAGAUUUGAGCGAAGACUUUUGUCUCUUUUUUUUUGUUUCCCUUUGACGAAUUUUUGUUACUUUCUUAUACACGAAGUUGUCUCUGAAAAUUAAUCCAUCUCUACGCUUGAACCUUA
Molecule: messenger RNA, 797 nt
Organism: Brassica napus (rape)
Lineage: Eukaryota; Viridiplantae; Streptophyta; Magnoliopsida; Brassicales; Brassicaceae
Product: aspartate-semialdehyde dehydrogenase-like
Exons: 7
Coding region: 1-645 (214 amino acids)
Biological process (GO): amino acid biosynthetic process
Molecular function (GO): oxidoreductase activity, acting on the aldehyde or oxo group of donors, NAD or NADP as acceptor; protein dimerization activity
Source: RefSeq, a predicted model, not a curated record